Messenger RNA from Danio aesculapii, 1203 nucleotides. RefSeq names its product small integral membrane protein 13 (gene smim13). Lineage: Eukaryota; Metazoa; Chordata; Actinopteri; Cypriniformes; Danionidae. The transcript is spliced from 3 exons. Bases 209 to 475 code for a protein of 88 amino acids. The record is from RefSeq and is a predicted model, not a curated record.
CACUUCCGGCUCAUCCUCAGAUUGAGUGUGUUGUUGACUCGGGAUCUCUCUGUCGGUGUUUUCUCGUUAUUCUCUUUUCUCUGUAAAUGUCGCAAUGAUGUAGAUAAGAAGAGUUUUUCGGCCUCUUCAUGACACGCGCUACCGGCCUCCGUCCCCGCAGGAAUCGGCCUGAAGACUGUGAGGAGUGAACGACUGAACGAAGGGGAGGAUGUGGCAGAGUGUUGGUUUGACAGUGUUGGUGAUCGUGGCCACUCUGAUAUGUGUCCUCCUCUUCAUGCUCUUCGGGUGGUACGUGGUGUGGCAGCUCUUCCUGUCCAAGUUCAAGUUCCUGCGGGAGUUAGUAGGAGACACCGGAUCUCCACAGGCUGAAACCGAGCCCUCAGAGUCUGAGAGCGAACGCAGCUCCCCCCCGACGCCCCGCCAGAAGCCCAAAACAACCCGCCAGAGGAUCAUCCCUCCAGAGAGCACUACAUAGAACCCACAGCUGCUUAAUUAUGGUCUGGACCUGCAUCACUCACUGUGCUCUCCUUCAGGCAUCAUGCGUUCAUUUAUUCUUCUCGCCGCAUUACAAACAGCCAAUAUGAAGUCACGAUUAUUAUUGUUUUUAUGAAGCACAUGUCUCAACUAUAACAGCUGCUAUUGGAUCUCUGGCUGCACGGAUGUGUACAAAUAUUCACAUGAGAGCAUACUGAUAUGUAUAUGUUACAGUUUAACCAAUCUAAUAAUUAUGAGCAAACAUGCUGAGUUUAGCUUAACAGCACUACUGUUCACAUCGCUUCUGACAUGUACCGAAUAAGUGCAAUGGAAACUGCUUCAUUUUAACUCGGGGUUGCAAUUUUGUGAGGUAAACUCGCAUUUUGACAGGACUGCACACCCUAGAGAUGCUCUUUUUAGACGGAUGGUUUUGUUGGAUUGCUCUUAAACUCAGCGUAGUGCUUUAAGAUGGCCACCAGUCGCCUCACUCCCGUCCUUGUGCCUCUGGUUUGGGUUGAAGUCGUCCCGUUUGAGCGGAUGGAUCUCAGUUUCCCUGCUUUAUUAGAGUUAGAAAUGCCACACUGACUCCGCCUGUGUGUGAAACUGUGAGCACAGGUCAACAACACCGUUAUCACCAAUGUAGACGGUCCACGUGUUUUGUUACAUUUUUUUGGUCCCUUUUAUGACAGUAGAUGUUUUCCCUUCAUAAUAAAUAUAUUUCGUAAAACA